Molecule: messenger RNA, 478 nt
Organism: Cokeromyces recurvatus
Lineage: Eukaryota; Fungi; Mucoromycota; Mucoromycetes; Mucorales; Mucoraceae
Exons: 3
Coding region: 1-306 (101 amino acids)
Source: RefSeq, a predicted model, not a curated record
AUGUAUUCAAUUAUUCCUAGAUUCAAGACUAAUCAUGAAACCACUUUUAAAAUAUUUCUUGGAACUUAUUGUAUCCUAUUAACUUUAUUUCUGGCUACAUGCUUGGAUGCAAAGUAUUAUUUGACGGGUGACUAUGCAAUUUUGAAUAUAAUAUUUAACAAAUCUUUAAUUAUGAAUAAGAGUAGCAGGUUCCUCAUAAAAGUUGUACAACACUGUGUUAGCACAUGCAAUAAUAACAUUGAUAUGAUGAAGGAAAGCAAAUGUGAAUGGUUAUGGAGCAUUUAUCAGCUGAAUGACAAAAAUUAGAAAAUUUAUUUUAAAAGAUCUCGGAGGAUAUUUAUACCAGCUCUGCAAAAAUUGUUUAUCAAGGACCAUUCAUUAUAAGGUUCGUAAACUAAAAGAACUGAUAUUUAUAGCUAUAUCUUGGAAUAAAUAAAAAUGACCCUAAAUAAUUUUUGAUCUUAUUUUUUUUUUUUUU